CCCCCCCCCCUAGCUACCUCCAUCCUGUUCUCUAGCCAUAAUGGGGUUGUGGAGGAGUGGCAUGCCUGCUGAUCUUAGGAACACCCCGUUUGGCCCUUCCACAUGUUAAUGACCGGGGAACAGCGGUGCUCGUAAUGACGUGAAGCUUGACUGAAGGGCUCAAUAAGUGUCGGACAGAUUUAGCUACAUGCGCCCACCUGAAUGAGUUGAACCUGCGUCCUCCCCCUCUCCCACAGGAAUACCUCCUGCGCCAAAGGAAUCUUUGCCUGGGAAUUCCUAAUCUGGACGUUCACACCGGAGUCACCCUGCAUUGAAACUUCUCCUCACUUUCAUUAGCAGCCACUGAGGCCUCCUAGCUCCUUGUUUUUCUCCUGGACCCACACCACCAGCCUCCACCAUUCGCCCAUCCCUCACCACCGCGGUCCUCCCCCCUCGCCCCCGUCCCCAUUCAACCUCCACCUCCUCUGCCCCGUCCUCCCCUCUCCACCACCACCACCACCACCACCCUCAGUCCCACCACCACCACCACCACCAGCUCUCUUCACCUCCUAAUUUCCCCUGCUCCCAGGCCGCGGGCAUGGCGGCUGCCGCUACCGCCUCCUCUUCCUCCUCCCCGCCGCUCCCCACAGCCUCAGCUCCCAACGGCAGCGCCCGCGAGCACCUGCUGGCGGUGCGCCGGCGGACGCCGCACAGUCGGCCCUACACGGUGGGGCCGGACAGCCUCGGCAGUCUGUCGGUCACAGCUGGAUCCUCCUCCUCGGCUACCUCCUCGGCCGCUGCACCGUCCGGGGCGCAGUCUGAAUCAGCCGGGGUGGGCCUCCAGAGGGCCAAUAGCGACACGGACCUGGUGACCUCAGAGAGCCGCUCGUCGCUCACUGCCUCUACGUACCAGCUGACUCUAGGCCAAGGCCACCUGGUGAUCUCGUGGGACAUAAAGGAGGAAGUGGACGCCACAGACUGGAUCGGCCUGUAUCACAUCGAUGAGACAUGUGUGGCCAACGUCUGGGAGUCCAAAAACCGAGGAGUGAAUGGUACCCAGAAGGGACAGGUUUUGUGGAGACUGGAGCCUGAGCCCUACUUCAUGGAGGCUGAGACAAAGAUCUGUUUCAAAUAUUAUCACGGCGUAAGUGGAGCGUUAAGGGCAACAACUCCUUGCAUCACGGUGAAGAACCCGGGAGUACCAGUGAGGAGUGAAGGGCAAGUGGAGGACCAGUCAGGAAGUGAGCAUUGCCGAAAACUCGUCAGCUUCACCCUGUCGGAUAUCCGGGCGUCUGGGUUGAAGAAGGGGAUGUUUUUCAACCCGGACCCGUACCUGAAGAUGUCCAUCCAGCCGGGGAAGAGGAGCGGCCUCCCCAAAUUCACUCACCACGGCCAAGAGAGGCGCUCCACCAUUAUAGCCAACACCAUCAACCCUGUGUGGCACGGGGAGAAGUACACCUUUGUGGCUCUGAUGACUGAUGUGUUGGAGAUUGAAGUGAAGGAUAAGUUUGCCAAGAGCCGACCAAUCAUCAAGCGCUUUCUGGGUCAGCUGAUCCUCCCCGUGCAGAGACUCCUUGAGGGGCCAGCAGUAGAGGAUCAUCAGGUGAGCUACAGCCUGUGUCGCCGCCUCCCCACGGACCACGUCAGUGGCCAGCUUCAGUUCAGCGUGGACAUCACUUCCUCCGGACACGAAGAAGCCUCCCCAGAUGCUGUUGGGACCAUCCUGGGCAGCGGAGGAGACCCCGGCAGCCCGUCUGAUGAUGAAGACCUCCCUCAGGCUUCCUCAUCGUCCCGCGUCACAGCUGGACCCUCCCCCACGGGUUCUGACGACGGCCCCUUGUUGGUGAACGGCGUUUGUUGCUAUGGCGACGACAGCGUGUGGCAGGAGCCUGGACACGCGGGUGGGGGCGACCCGCCCCCUGCGGCUCCGGGGCUCCACGCCCAUCGACAGGUGUCCCUCAACGACUACCUUGAUGCCCUCGAGGGCCCCACAGGUCCCGGGGACCGACCUUCGGUGGGGCCCCUGCCGAAGCUGCGCUCCAGCUUUCCCACUGACACGCGGCUCAACGCCAUGCUGCACAUUGACUCGGAUGAGGACGAGGACCCGGGGGGGCAGCACAGGGAGCCGUCGCAGGAGACCAGGACGGAGCCGAGCUCAGACUCUGUGAGCAGGCCAGCUGCACUGCAGAGCGAGGGAUUAAAGGAAGACGCUGGCGCAGGAGAAGGUGCCUCCGCUGCUGCUCAGCCUCAGGGUGGGCCUCCAGAGGCCGGAUAUGAAGGAGCAGCUGACGGAGGGGAAAAUGAAGACUGUGCUCCAAGCGGAGCAUCUGUAGCUGGGGUUGAAGGGGCUACUGGGGCGGUGACUGGAGAACCCUCCACAGCUGGAGAAACCUCAUCCCAAAAGCCUGCCGGUGAGGCUGCUGCAGCCGACCCACAGGAGGAUUCAGUCCCUGAAUGUUCCUGUCAGGAGCAGAGCAGCAGGAUGGGGACCUGUAGCCCCUCGCUUGGUCCUCUUUCACCUAUUCAAGAGGUCGAAACAAGAAAAGAACUUGCUCCAAAAGCGGAGGAGGAAGGGGCGGAGUCAUCGAGCAGCGAGGCAAACGGGCCGGUUGGUGCAUGCGCUCCGAGCUGCAGCAGCAGCAGCAGCGCCGUGGGAGGAGCGGGCAGUUCUGAAGCUGGCUCCAGGGCUGAAGGCGGGGACGAGGAAGGGCGGCCCAAAGGAGCAGAGGUGUGGAGGAGGCAGUCCAUGCAGGCGUCUGCAGCCCGUGCACAGCGCCAGGAGGAGGCGGGGGCUCCACUGACUGACAGCAGGACGUUGCUUGGUGAUGGAGAGCUUGGGGCCACAGCUCAGGUCAACGGCCAUCAGUCUGUUCGAUCGCUGCCCUCCAUCCGCCAUGACAUCAGCCGCUAUCAGAGAGUAGAUGAGCCUCUGCCACCUAAUUGGGAGGCUCGCAUCGACAGCCACGGCCGCAUCUUUUACGUGGAUCACGUGAACAGAACGACGACGUGGCAGCGGCCCACCGCUCCCCCCGCCCCGCAGACUCUCCAGAGGUCCAGCUCCAUACAGCAGAUGGAGCAGCUGAACCGCAGGUAUCAGAGCAUCCGAAGGACGAUAACGAACGACAGCAGACAGGAGGAUCAGCCAGCCUGUGAGCUGCUUGGGGAUGAGACUGACAUGCAUCCCUCUGUUCCAGAGCUCCGGAGGGACACCAGCGGGGCUCAGGCCAGCUCCAGGUCUCGCAUCUCCUUGCUGCUGCAGUCCCCCAGCGCCAAGUUCCUCACCAGCCCCGACUUCUUCACUGUGCUGCAUUCCAACCCUAGUGCCUACCGCAUGUUCACCACCAACACAUGUCUGAAGCAUAUGAUCAGUAAGGUUCGCAGAGAUGCGCACCACUUUGAGCGCUACCAGCACAACCGCGACCUGGUGGCUUUCCUCAACAUGUUCGCCAACAAACAGCUGGAGCUGCCCAGAGGCUGGGAGAUGAAGCACGACCACAGCGGCAAGCCUUUCUUUGUGGACCACAACUGCCGUGCCACCACCUUCAUCGACCCCCGGCUGCCUGUUCAGAGCUCUCGGCCGAGCGUCCUGGCCCACCGGCAACACCUGACCCGGCAGCGCAGCCACAGCGCUGGGGAGGUCAGCCCGCGGCAGCUGGUGGGUGAAGACACGCGUCAUCCUGGUCCUCCCGUCUUGCCACGACCGUCUAGUACCUUCACCUCUGCUAACCGGGGGCAGUGCCAAGAGGUCGUCCCUGUGGCUUACAACGACAAGAUCGUGGCUUUUCUUCGACAACCAAACAUCUUUGAGAUUUUGCAGGAGAGACAGCCGGACUUCAGCCGAAACCAUGUGCUCAGGGAGAAGGUCCAGCUGAUCCGAAACGAUGGAGUGUCAGGACUGACCCGACUGUCAGGAGAUGCUGACCUCGUCAUGCUGCUGAGUCUGUUUGAAGAUGAAGUGAUGUCCUACGUGCCUCCUCAUGCCUUACUUCUCCCCAGCUACUGCCAGUCACCUCGGGGGUCCCCUGUUUCCUCCUCCCGAAGUUUGUUUGGGUUCUCUUUACAAGCUGAGACAAAGAUCUGUUUCAAAAGUUAUCACGGCGUAAGUGGAGCGUUAAGGGCAACAACCCCUUGCAUCACGGUGAAGAACCCGGGAGUACCAGGAAGUGUGAGGAGUGAAGGGCAAGUGGAGGACCAGUCAGGAAGUAGCAUUGCCGAAAAACUCGUCAGCUUCACCCUGUCGGAUAUCCGGGCGUCUGGGUUGAAGAAGGGGAUGUUUUUCAACCCGGACCCGUACCUGAAGAUGUCCAUCCAGCCGGGGAAGAGGAGCGGCCUCCCCAAAUUCACUCACCACGGCCAAGAGAGGCGCUCCACCAUUAUAGCCAACACCAUCAACCCUGUGUGGCACGGGGAGAAGUACACCUUUGUGGCUCUGAUGACUGAUGUGUUGGAGAUUGAAGUGAAGGAUAAGUUUGCCAAGAGCCGACCAAUCAUCAAGCGCUUUCUGGGUCAGCUGAUCCUCCCCGUGCAGAGACUCCUUGAGGGGCCAGCAGUAGAGGAUCAUCAGGUGAGCCACAGCCUGUGUCGCCGCCUCCCCACGGACCACGUCAGUGGCCAGCUUCAGUUCAGCGUGGACAUCACUUCCUCCGGACACGAAGAAGCCUCCCCAGAUGCUGUUGGGACCAUCCUGGGCAGCGGAGGAGACCCCGGCAGCCCGUCUGAUGAUGAAGACCUCCCUCAGGCCUCCUCAUCGUCCCGCGUCACAGCUGGACCCUCCCCCACGGGUUCUGACGACGGCCCCUUGUUGGUGAACGGCGUUUGUUGCUACGGCGACGACAGCGUGUGGCAGGAGCCUGGACACGCGGGUGGGGGCGACCCGCCCCCUGCGGCUCCGGGGCUCCACGCCCAUCGACAGGUGUCCCUCAACGACUACCUUGAUGCCCUCGAGGGCCCCACAGGUCCCGGGGACCGACCUUCGGUGGGGCCCCUGCCGAAGCUGCGCUCCAGCUUUCCCACUGACACGCGGCUCAACGCCAUGCUGCACAUUGACUCGGAUGAGGACGAGGACCCGGGGGGGCAGCACAGGGAGCCGUCGCAGGAGACCAGGACAGAGCCUAGCUCGGACUCUGUGAGCAGGCCAGCUGCACUGCAGAGCGAGGGAUUAAAGGAAGACGCUGGCGCAGGAGAAGGUGCCUCCGCUGCUGCUCAGCCUCAGGGUGGGCCUCCAGAGGCAGGAAAUGAAGGAGCAGCUGAUGGAGGGGAAAAUGAAGACUCUGCUCCAAGUGGAGCAUCUGUAGCUGGGGUUGAAGGGGCUACUGGGGCGGUGACUGGAGAACCCUCCACAGCUGGAGGAACCUCAUCCCAAAAGCCUGCCGGUGAGGCUGCUGCAGCCGACCCACAGGGGGAUUCAGUCCCUGAAUGUUCCUGUCAGGAGCAGAGCAGCAGGAUGGGGACCUGUAGCCCCUCGCUUGGUCCUCUUUCACCUAUUCAAGAGGUCGAAACAAGAAAAGAACUUGCUCCAAAAGCGGAGGAGGAAGGGGCGGAGUCAUCGAGCAGCGAGGCAAACGGGCCGGUUGGUGCAUGCGCUCCGAGCUGCAGCAGCAGCAGCAGCGCCGUGGGAGGAGCGGGCAGUUCUGAAGCUGGCUCCAGGGCUGAAGGCGGGGACGAGGAAGGGCGGCCCAAAGGAGCAGAGGUGUGGAGGAGGCAGUCCCUGCAGGUGUCUGCAGCCCGUGCACUGCGCCAGGAGGAGGCCGGGGCUCCACUGACUGACAGCAGGACGUUGCUUGGUGAUGGAGAGCUUGGGGCCACAGCUCAGGUCAACGGCCAUCAGUCUGUUCGAUCGCUGCCCUCCAUCCGCCAUGACAUCAGCCGCUAUCAGAGAGUAGAUGAGCCUCUGCCACCUAAUUGGGAGGCUCGCAUCGACAGCCACGGCCGCAUCUUUUACGUGGAUCACGUGAACAGAACGACGACGUGGCAGCGGCCCACCGCUCCCCCCGCCCCGCAGACUCUCCAGAGGUCCAGCUCCAUACAGCAGAUGGAGCAGCUGAACCGCAGGUAUCAGAGCAUCCGAAGGACGAUAACGAACGACAGCAGACAGGAGGAUCAGCCAGCCUGUGAGCUGCUUGGGGAUGAGACUGACAUGCAUCCCUCUGUUCCAGAGCUCCGGAGGGACACCAGCGGGGCUCAGGCCAGCUCCAGGUCUCGCAUCUCCUUGCUGCUGCAGUCCCCCAGCGCCAAGUUCCUCACCAGCCCCGACUUCUUCACUGUGCUGCAUUCCAACCCUAGUGCCUACCGCAUGUUCACCACCAACACAUGUCUGAAGCAUAUGAUCAGUAAGGUUCGCAGAGAUGCGCACCACUUUGAGCGCUACCAGCACAACCGCGACCUGGUGGCUUUCCUCAACAUGUUCGCCAACAAACAGCUGGAGCUGCCCAGAGGCUGGGAGAUGAAGCACGACCACAGCGGCAAGCCUUUCUUUGUGGACCACAACUGCCGUGCCACCACCUUCAUCGACCCCCGGCUGCCUGUUCAGAGCUCUCGGCCGAGCGUCCUGGCCCACCGGCAACACCUGACCCGGCAGCGCAGCCACAGCGCUGGGGAGGUCAGCCCGCGGCAGCUGGUGGGUGAAGACACGCGUCAUCCUGGUCCUCCCGUCUUGCCACGACCGUCUAGUACCUUCACCUCUGCUAACCGGGGGCAGUGCCAAGAGGUCGUCCCUGUGGCUUACAACGACAAGAUCGUGGCUUUUCUUCGACAACCAAACAUCUUUGAGAUUUUGCAGGAGAGACAGCCGGACUUCAGCCGAAACCAUGUGCUCAGGGAGAAGGUCCAGCUGAUCCGCAACGAUGGAGUGUCAGGACUGACCCGACUGUCAGGAGAUGCUGACCUCGUCAUGCUGCUGAGUCUGUUUGAAGAUGAAGUGAUGUCCUACGUGCCUCCUCAUGCCUUACUUCUCCCCAGCUACUGCCAGUCACCUCGGGGGUCCCCUGUUUCCUCCCCACAGAACUCCCCAGGAACUCAGCGGGCCAAUGCCAGAGCCCCAGCUCCUUACAAGAGAGACUUUGAAGCCAAGCUGCGCAACUUCUACAGGAAACUAGAAACUAAAGGCUACGGCCAAGGCCCUGGGAAGCUAAAACUGAGUAUCCGUCGGGACCAUCUCCUUGAAGACGCCUUCAACCAGAUCAUGUGCUACUCCCGCAAAGACCUGCAGCGCAGCAAGUUCUACGUCAGCUUUGUCGGGGAGGAGGGCUUGGACUACAGUGGCCCUUCCAGGGAGUUCUUCUUCUUGGUCUCCAGGGAACUAUUCAACCCGUAUUAUGGUCUGUUCGAGUAUUCAGCCAACGACACCUACACCGUUCAGAUCAGCCCCAUGUCGGCCUUUGUGGACAAUCAUCAUGAAUGGUUUCGCUUCAGCGGCCGCAUUCUGGGUCUGGCUCUGAUCCACCAGUAUCUGCUGGACGCCUUCUUCACCAGACCCUUCUAUAAAGGCCUUCUGCGCAUUCCCUGCGACCUGAGUGACCUGGAGUACCUGGACGAGGAGUUCCACCAGUCCCUCCAGUGGAUGAAGGACAAUGACAUAGAAGACAUGCUAGACCUCACCUUCACCGUCAACGAGGAAGUGUUUGGACAGAUCACAGAACGGGAGCUGAAGCCUGGCGGGGGGAACAUCCCGGUGUCAGAGAAGAACAAGAAGGAGUACAUUGAGCGGAUGGUGAAGUGGAGGAUAGAGCGAGGAGUGGUUCAGCAGACUGAAAGCCUGGUCAGAGGCUUUUAUGAGGUGGUGGAUGCCAGGCUGGUGUCUGUGUUUGAUGCCAGGGAGCUGGAGCUGGUCAUAGCUGGCACUGCAGAAAUCGACUUAUCAGACUGGAGGAACAACACAGAAUACAGAGGAGGUUACCAUGAUAACCACAUCGUGAUCCGCUGGUUCUGGGCCGCCGUGGAGAGGUUCAACAAUGAGCAGCGACUGCGACUCCUGCAGUUUGUGACGGGAACCUCGAGCAUCCCAUACGAGGGCUUCGCCGCGCUGCGUGGCAGCAAUGGACCCCGCAGGUUCUGCGUGGAGAAGUGGGGGAAGAUCACUUCCCUUCCCAGAGCUCACACAUGCUUCAACCGACUGGACCUGCCACCGUACCAGUCCUUCUCCAUGCUGUACGAGAAGAUGCUGACCGCUGUGGAGGAGACCAGCACCUUUGGGCUGGAAUGAGACGCUGUCUCCGUCUGUCCGCUCCGCCAGGCCUCCAGGGUCCUCUGCACCGCUUUUUCCUCUAAGGAGAACCUAAAGGCUUGAUAGGAGGAAACCCAAUGAAGCCGUUUUAAAGCAUGCAGGUAAACGGCGGCAGUGUUUGGCUGCUAGCGUUGACUGACUGGUUGGUAGUAGCCAGUGAAGAGAGACUGAUUGGCAAAGACUGCGGCGCUGCUGGACCUAAAAUCACAAAUAGGAAAAACCAGGACUGCCGUUCUGAAAGGACUCCGCUGGGGAGGUAGACACUUUAUGUUGCAUCUUGGGUAAUUUUGCACGCUUUCACCUGUAAGAUAGAGACACAUGAAGCCCUACACUGCCCUCAGGACUGACGUCAGAGCUGCUGACACCUGACCAGUCAGAGACCUAUUUUUACACCACUCACAAACUAAGGAACUGUUUUUCUCACUAAACCUAAGCUACUUCAGCUUAUUUUAUUUCAUUUUUUUUGUUUUUUUUAUUUGGACCCAUCUACGAAAAAACCUGAACGCUCAUCAAAAGCCGCUCCAAGUGCAGCACCCUCUGGUGGCCAGUUUAGAAACUGCAUGUGUGUAGACGAUGCAGUUGUUCUCUUUUGGCUGUAAGUUUAACAUCAGUGGGAAUCUUUCCACGGACUUUUAAAGCUAACAGCUCAUUUUGUUAGGAGCUUUUGUAUUAAAUUCCAGUAUUUUCAUUGACAACUGGGGAUUUUUUUUAGUGGUGGAAUGGAGACAUUUUGUGAUCUGAAUGUAACUAACCUUGAGAUGUAGGUUGUAUCUUUGUCAAAAUCAUUUCUAAUAUCAGAGGACAUCAAACCUCCUUUACCUUGUUUAGGUCUAAAACUGCCUGCCUGCGUUCUCCAAUGCAUCGUAGAACACACCAUCAUAAUCAUUGACUGGUUGAUUCCUUAACGAAGAGAAGCCGGCUGUGGGAGAAAUGAGUCCAUCCUUCAUUUUUACAUUGAUCAACUGCUAAACGGAUCAGUCCACUGCGUUUAUCAGUCGCCUUUUUAAAGCAGCUGUGUGAGCUCAGAGAAGCCACUGCUGCUGUAAAUGUUAGAGACAGGACAGGAAGGAGAUGAAUGAGGUUGAACGAGCACUCCUCCCUCCAGAAUGAGAGAUCAUCAAGGUGUGCAAAGCUGCAACCGAGUGAAGCCCAGAUGAGGCCCAAGCGACAGGGGUGUGCUUUCACGACAAAGCACCAUGUUUGGUGCAAACGGACAUAUCAGCACCUGAAAUCACGUACGGCCUGCCGAGCGCGGUGGUGGAGGGCUCGUGGUCUGGGCUUGUUUCCAGCCACAUGAGUUUAGACUGGGUCCAUCUUAAUGAGCAGGAGUAACGCUGUACAGCAAAGUGGGCCAGAAUCCCUCCAGAUGGAUACGAGGAGGAAGAGACCGGGGCAUGUGGCGGCUAGAGGUGGCCCUACGACCCGUUGGCUUUGCUUUACCCUCACAAGGCUUCAGCAUUUCCACAUUAGUGAAAAUAAUAAGUACAAGGUCACAUCUUAUUCAUCUGAGGGUGUAUUUGUUUCUCCAUCCCAAACGAUCAGCCCUUAAUUAUUUGUAAUGUUUUCUGACCGUGGGCUUUGAUGAAGGAGCGUGGUGCUUGGGGGUCCCCAGGUGAAGUAACAUCCUGUAAAUGCACGUCAGAAGCUGGAAAAGGGGGCUCCCAUCUUCACAGGAAGACCCCGAGCCGCAGCAGGUCAUCAGGCCCGUGCAGCAACCUGGGGCUGGCCGCAGCGCUUAUUUAUUUAUUUAUUCAAUAUAUUUUCUGUGGAAUGUAUCUAAGUAACUGAGUCACAUUGACCCACAGCUGCUGUGUCUGUUUCGUACCGUGUUAAACGUGUGAUGUGUAGGUCGGCUGGAUAAAGACGCAAAAGUGUCCAUACCUGCUGAACCUCUCCAACAUUUCAACCCUAUGCUUCCAUGCAUUGGGACUGAGACUGAGGCAAAGUAUUGCCUAGUUUUUCAACUGGAAGGAAAAUGUGCCAUAUGUAUUCAGCCCCUGGAUAAAACGUCCGUCAGGAGUCCAUCAGUAAACAGUCCAGCUGUGUGCACCUGGAUCUGACUAAACGUAGCUGUUCUGUUUGUUAGAGAACAGCGGAGAACGUGGUGAAGAGCUGAGCACCAGCAGACGGGUCGGGGAGAUGCUCAUAGUGGAGCCAUGUUGGAAGAAUCAGAUGAGACCAAAAUUCAGCUUCUUGGCCGAUAUGUGGAAAGCUUAGAGUGGCAGAAACCCAGAGGAGGCGGAGUCUCCGUGAAAACACGGCGGUGGCCGCCUCGGGCUGCGGAGGAGCUUUCUUCAGCAGGUGAGAGCUGAUGGGAAAAUGUCCCAGGCUGCAGGAGACUUGAGACGGGCGUGGCCUUAAACCUGCUGCCAGAAAUACGCUGAGAUAGUUUAGAUCACAUUCAGGUGUUAGAAUGGCCUAGUCAAAGGCCAGACCUAAAUCAACCUGAUAAGCAAAGCUGACAGGGACAAUCAUAAAGGAGUUUAAACAAAAAGUACUAUAAAAAAGCACUGACUCAUGGGGGUUGGCCUAUAAAUCAUUUUCCUUCCACUUAGGAAGCAAAGGUUCAGUGGGUGUGAAUACUUUUGAAUUGGUCUGUGUGAGUAAAAACAGCUGUAGACGGCACACAUCACAAAGCGAAGCCUUUCUUUCUGUCCGUGUCACCAAGUAGUGGGUUUCUGCUGGAGAAGACCCUUAGACCUUCUCUGGAUGAGCACCAACCACUCCACUGUCCCUCUGAAUGUGUCCCUCAUGCACAGACUGGGGUUCUAAUCAGGCACGCCUCCUGUGCUGUAACGUCUCCUUUCUGAAGCUCAGAACGCUUUGUAGCACGGCCACCCUGAUCAGGUUUACAGGAUGUAGUCUCUGGUGUCACAUUCCACUUCUCACUAAGAAAAGAGCGCAUGCCUUUAUGCACCGUCGUCACUGCUGCAGAGCACACCAGUUAGCAAAACCCGUUUUUAAUCCAGAGCACAGCACAACCUGGACUGCAGAGCCGGUAGGUGGCAAAGCAUCAGCUGCAUUGGCUGACAUGGUACUUCUUUUCAUUUGGAGAUCAAUUGGCUAAAUGUGUAAAAUAUCUCCCAUAUUUGCAGUUUUCCUACUGACUGGUGUCUUGUUUUCAUGGUUCCUGUUGUCGAUGGAAAGGCCCUUCAUGCAACCAAAGACAGUGAGACACUGCCUCUGUUCUAAGUGUGUUUAUAAGCAGGAUUUCUACCAAGCGGAUGGGGGACGUAUUCCAAUCAAUCAUUCUUGUACUGUUUUCCUUGUUCGCACUUUGAAAGAACAGGGAUCAUCAGAAAUGAGUGGGAACGUUUGUUGAUGUAGAAAUGCCAGUUCUCCUCCUGCAGGGGGAUCUCCCUCACUGAAUGCACUAAACUGUGUGGCUAACCAGAAUGUACCAAAGUUUUCAGCUGAAACAGGCUCCUCCCACACUCUGUACAGUGCACCAUACUUUAAAUAUGAAUGUCGGUUAGCUUCUCUCUCUUCAAAUAAAAUCUUCUCUGUAUGCACA
This is a messenger RNA of Fundulus heteroclitus (mummichog), 11714 nucleotides long. It is a transcript of the gene hecw2b, whose product is annotated as HECT, C2 and WW domain containing E3 ubiquitin protein ligase 2b. The record is from RefSeq and is a predicted model, not a curated record. Gene Ontology annotation, biological process: regulation of dendrite morphogenesis. NCBI's taxonomy places the organism in Eukaryota, Metazoa, Chordata, Actinopteri, Cyprinodontiformes, Fundulidae. Gene Ontology annotation, molecular function: protein binding; ubiquitin-protein transferase activity.